UUUAUAAACCAAGAAUCUAGCUAGUUGAAAUUGAAAAACGUAUCAUUAGUUAUUAUUACCUCAUAUUUGAAUGGAAAAUGCUUGUAUUUUAGCAAUGUUAUCGUAGUCUAACGCAGAAACAUGAAGAAAGAUAAAAUCCCUGAAGUACCUCGAAGUUAUAAACUAUCACAUCAAGUUGUUAGUUUGACAGGGAUAAGCUUUCAACGCAAAAGUAUCAUCGGACUGGUUAAACUGACAUUCCUUGCUCUUCGAGAUAGUAUAAGGUACGUGAAAGUCAACGCGAAACAAUGCCGUAUCUAUCGAGUACUUUUAAAUGACGAGCUCGAGGUACCGUUUCAAUAUUUUGAUCCUCUACUAGAGAUAUACCAAGAAAACGAACACGAACGUUCAUUGGAUAAAUUCUCUUCUGCUCAUUUAACUGCGACUCAAUCUGUUGAUCCGGAUAACGAUGCCGGCGAAUUGAUUAUUACCGUGCCACCUACAGCUCUUGGCACUUUAAUCAAUGUUGAUCAAUUUUUCGACGUUAGUAUCGAGUAUUCUAUCGAAGAACCUUACGGUGGCGUUCAUUUCGUUAUACCAGAAUGCGAAGGAACAUUGGCUGAAAAAGGAGCUCAUAUGUAUACGAAUUGCUACGAAAACUCAUCCAGGCUAUGGUUCCCAUGCAUUGAUAGUUUUGCUGAACCGUGUACGUGGGAGUUGGAAUUCACUGUUGAUGAUAAUAUGACCGCAGUAUCAUGUGGAGAUCUCGUAGAAGUCGUUUAUACCCCGGAUAUGAGAAGGAAAACGUUUUACUAUACAUUGAACAUGCCUGCUUCUGCUCCAACUAUUGCAUUAUGUGUAGGGCCAUUCGAAGUGUUUGUCGAUCCUUCGAUGCACGAGGUAACUCAUUUUUGUUUACCCGGUUUGAUGGAUAAUUUGAAAAAUUCCGUACGAAGUGUUCACGAAGCUUUCGAGUUUUAUGAAGAAACACUUUCUAAUCGAUACCCGUACACUUGCUAUAAGCAAGUUUUCGUUGAUGAAACCACCGAAGAUGUUUCAGCUUACGCUUCGUUGAGCAUCUUGAGUAUAAAUUUACUCCAUCCUAGUCAAAUUAUCGACCAAGUUUACAUUUCGAGAAAAGCGAUGGCGUUGGCAAUUGCUGAGCAAUUUUUUGGCUGUUUUAUUUCUCGGCAAAGUUGGUCCGAUUGGUGGCUAACGAACGGUAUAUCGACGUACUUAGGGAGUUUAUUUGCCAAAAAGUGUUUCGGGCUUAAUGCUUACCGAGAAUGGAUACAAAAUGAACUAAACGAAGUUAUGCAGUACGAAGAUACUCACGGAGGUAUUGUAAUGGAUCCGAGUCAGUCUUCCGGUAGUCAUCAUUCGUCGUCUAGUAAUAAACCCAAUCAUCAUAAUUUUCAUUUCCCGCUGCAAAAUAUCCAUACAAUUUCACCUAAAUAUUUAUACAUGAUGAGAAAAAAAGCUCAUCUUAUAAUUCGCAUGCUGGAGAAUCGAAUAGGUUACGAAAUGUUGUUGCAAGUUUUCAAUAAACAAUUAUCUUUGGCUUCGAAUGCAGCUCAGACUAAAAUAAAUGGUGGCCUGUGGUCUCAUAUGUUGAUCAGUACUAAUGUAUUUAACAAAGCUAUUUUCACUGUGACUGGUAAAGAUAUGUCCGUGUUUGUCGAUCAAUGGGUUAGAACCGGAGGUCACGCCAAGUUUCAUUUGAGCUGCAUGUUUAACAGAAAAAGAAAUACUUUGGAAAUCGAAAUUAGACAAGAUAAAACGCAUCAGAGAGGUGUUCAUAAAUACGUAGGACCUUUAUGUAUUCUAGUCCAAGAACUAGAUGGUACUUUCAGACAUCCUAUCAUGGUGGAAAGUACGGUUUGCAAACAUGAUAUCACUUGUCAUUCGAAAAGUAGGCGAAACAAAAAGAAAAAAAUUCCACUAUGUACCGGUGAAGAAGUCGAUAUGGAUUUGAGUAUUAUGGAUUCCGAUUCUCCAGUGCUGUGGGUGAGAUUGGAUCCAGAUAUUACCUUACUUCGUGAAAUCACUAUAGAGCAACCAGAUUACCAAUGGCAAUAUCAGCUGAAACAUGAACGCGAUGUAACUGCGCAGUUCGAAGCUAUUGUUGCCUUAGAAAGGUUCUCAACUCCAGCUACUAGAUCUGCCCUGACUGAAACCAUAGAAAACGAAAAUAUCUACGUUAAUGUCAGGUGUAAAGCUACUCAUUGUUUGACAAAGGUAGCGAAUGCGAUGGUUACUAAUUGGCUGGGACCUCCUGCGAUGCUGGCUAUUUUUAGAAAACUAUAUGGAUCCUUUUCAUGCCCUCAUAUCAUCAAGCAAAAUAAUUUUAGUAAUUUGCAACAUUAUUUUUUACAAAAGACCAUUCCUGCUGCAAUGGCCGGUUUGAGAAACGCUCACGGUUUAUGCCCGCCAGAAGUUCUACGAUUCUUAUUGGAUUUAUUCAAAUAUAACGAUAACAGCAAGAAUAGGUUUUCCGAUAAUUACUACAGAGCAGCGUUGAUCGAUGCAUUGAGCGCUACAGUGACUCCUGUGAUCACCAUUGUGCAUCAAGGAAAUAACAUAACAGCUGAUUCGUUAUCAGCAGACUCGAAACUGGUACUGGAGGAAGUAACAAGAUGUUUGAACUUGGAAAAAUUGCUACCGUCUUAUAAAUUAACGGUGACUGUAUCGUGCCUUAAAGCGAUUAGAACCUUGCAAAAGUUUGGACACUUGCCCAAUAACCCGACGGUAUUUAGAUCAUACGCGGCGUACGGAAAUUUCAUCGACGUACGAUUGUGCGCAUUCGAAGCGCUGGUUGAUUUCACCCGAUUGGACGGUCGAUGGCCCGAUCUGGAAUUUUUACUCGAUAUCAUGACCCAUGAUCCUGAUCCUGGUGCGAGACACGCGUUAAUCAGGAUGUUAUGCGAAAAUCCACCUUUCCAAAGGAACGUUUCGUCGCCGGAAAGACAUCGAUUGGAUAAAGAAGACUUAGUACAUAAACUUUGGUUAACGUUUAAUGGUUCAAUGUCGCACGAUUCCAAAAUGAGAUGCAGCGUUGCAGAUUUGUACUUCACUCUGUACGGUCGUCGUCAGCCUACUUGUUUACCCACUUCAGACGCAGUUUCCUCUUUGUAUAAACCCCAAAGAGAAACAGAUGGUUCGAAAUCAGACGUACCAUCUUCAGACCACGUAGAUUACGUCGAUAGUGAUCCUUUAGCCCAUGGUAUAAAACGGCGAAUGUCUUCGUCAGAUGAACGUGAAUCCGACGUGAUGGCCAGCGAUGAAUUAGGCGUUGUCACAGUCGAAGUGGUAGCCGGAGGCGAAGAUUUGAAUAAGAAAACAGUAAAAAUGGAGAUUGAAAACGACCCAUUGGCGGAUACGUCUACUCAGAGUGAAGUUCCUAAGAAGGAUAACGACUUGGAAAUAGUCUUGGACACCAGACCGUCCGAAGGGCUAUUACAAUCAGCCGAAUUUGAGAGUGUAUUUAUCAAAGCUGAACCAAACGAACCGAAUUCUUCGGCUACUCCAUCGACUAGUGAGAAAAGUUCAUCGAAACAUCAUCAUCAUCAUCACCACCACCAUCACCAUCAUCAUCAUAAAAAUAGCAGCAAUGAUCAGUCUAAACUCAAAAAGAAGAAAAAAGACAAGAAGAAGCACAAACACAAACAUAAACAUAAACACGAUCAUCAUCAUGAUAAAGAUAAGAAAGAUCCCGCCAAAGACGUUUCUAAAAUUAAAGUCAAAGGAGAAUCUCUCAGUUCGAGAUCGUCGAGUCAAAGCGAAGAUGAAAUUUAAUAUUUCAUAGUGAACUCAUCGAAGGCAAAAUAUGCUGUACAACUGAACGAGAAGAAGAAUUAGUUAAUUAUUCGAUAUCGCCUGCACGAGAAUCGUGUCGCGGCGAAAGUUAAUUUGCGCGAUUAAGUAACAUAAUAAUUAUUAUGGUUUUUUGGCAACAAUGAACGGAUGAACGAGUAAUUUGGCAAAUAGAAAAGGUUCGUCUUUUUCUAACAUAUUUUCUUCUGACCGAAUGAACGAAAAAAAUAAAACAAGUCUGUAAUAAAACUGUCCUCGUUUAAGAGAAAGUUUCUUCAAAAUAAGAAAAACUACCUAACGAUAAUUAUUCGAGUUAUUUAUCGCGAUGUAGGCGGUACAAUACGAUAAAUCGGAAAUUUUUUUCACAACUUGUACAAAUUAAGAAUUUUUUUGUUGUAAAUACGGUCAUCACCGUUGAAAAUUUUUCUAUCGGAUUUGUUUUUUCAUUUUUAUUACCCGUGGUUAUUUAUUAUUCAUCUUCGUGAAUUGUGAUCAUUUUUUUAUUACUGUUUUAUUUGAAGGGGCGUUAUGUAUUUCAAGAUUGUUGCAUUAUUUGCUCUUUAUUACAUAAACAUACAUAUAUUGUGAGAUUAUUGUAGUUUGGAGUAAUCUGUACUCAUCGAAAAUUUUUCGAUUUUUAUUCACGAAUAAAAGUUCAAAUGUUUUCA
Planococcus citri (citrus mealybug) is the source of this 4460-nucleotide messenger RNA. It is a transcript of the gene Taf2, whose product is annotated as TATA-box binding protein associated factor 2. Gene Ontology annotation, biological process: transcription initiation at RNA polymerase II promoter. NCBI's taxonomy places the organism in Eukaryota, Metazoa, Arthropoda, Insecta, Hemiptera, Pseudococcidae. The record is from RefSeq and is a predicted model, not a curated record. Bases 121 to 3774 code for a protein of 1217 amino acids. Gene Ontology annotation, cellular component: transcription factor TFIID complex. Gene Ontology annotation, molecular function: zinc ion binding; transcription cis-regulatory region binding; RNA polymerase II general transcription initiation factor activity. The transcript is spliced from 19 exons.